AUGAAGGAUGGGAAACGAUAAUCGUUGGGAAAUUUAGAAUAUAUACAAAUCGUUUAAAAUUUUGGAGGUGUAAGGCGGUGGGUGGGGUUGGGAUGGCGGUGGAGUUCAGGUCUGGCUUAGACGACGCCUGGUACGACGUCCUGAUAACGAACGACGGCUGUGAUCGACUGAGAGUGAAGUUCGUCGGCUUCGCCGACGACCAUGACGAGGUUUAUGAAGUGAACGAGUUGAGUUCGUUCAACGACAUCGACGAGUUCAGCCGGAGGUUCAGGCCGUUGUCCGUACAAGUUCAGGACACGGAGUGCUCUCAGGUGGUGAAGGGCAUGCUCGUCUGUGCCUCUCACUCCAUUCGCCACGGUGAUCGCCGCUUCUACGACGCCGUUGUCAAAAAGGUGGUGCAUGAGGAACAUCAGUUUGUAAAAGGAGAAGAAGAAUGUUCAUGCAGCCUCAUCCUCUUUUGGAGACAUGGUCCAAAAGCAGGGUCUUUAACGGCUCAAUCUCUUGAUACCAUUUGCAGAGUCCAGCCUCGUACAAACAAAAUGCAUCCGCUUUUGAACUCUUUUCUAAAAACAGCCAGGGAGAAAAUUGAAACCACUCUUUCUAAUAUUUCUGCAAUUCCUCGUGAUAUUGCUUAUGACACAAAAACUUGUAUGUCCAACUAUAGGCACAAGUUAAGCAUUUCUCUAAGUAUAAACCAGGACAAAAGAACUUCAAGGCGAGCCUUAAGUCUCAUCUCGUCUCUUAAAGAUGGGAUUGGCAAUCCUUCUCAGGGGGUUGGGCACGACACGGAUGUAGAAGAGGUUCCCUAUAUAAUGGCCAUUGAGAAUCUGGAGAAGGGGUUAUCACCAUUAAAGAUCGUGGAAUUUAUACAUCAACAACUUUCAAUCUCAUGUCAAGCAUUUGUUUCACCAAGUCUGUCAUCUGAGUGGUAUACACGAGGAACCAUCCUGCUGGAUAGCAGAAAGAAUGUUGACAAGUUAUCCGACUUUUUGGAGAGUACCGAUCACAUCAUUAUUUCUGCAAGCGGAAGGCCUUGGGUCAUGACUGAGAAAAGACGAGCACAUGAGAGACUAAGGGGUUCAAUCGUAAACUCCAUGCUUAUAUCGCAGAAACUACUAGAGCGUAGAAGAACUAGUACUCGCAACGAAUUGAAAGUGGUCAGUUCUGGAACUGAAGAAUACAUGAGAGCCAAGCUGCUGCAAGAUUUAUUUUGUGAGUAUUCUAAUCAGCAACGCCGGCUUCACCAGAAGUUACUUGUCGAAGAGGGAAAGAUCUGGCAGCUAUUUAACGCAGCAUCGAAGACUAAACCAAGGUGAAUGCGUUCGAGGCUAGGUUUUUUAGCAAGAUUUUGUUGUGUUGUACACAUACCAACUGUAUCAUAGCUUCCCUAGUUGAGGUUUUGCCUACACAGUGGACUGAGAGUUGGGACAUUUUGAGUUUUUACCCCAUAUUUUGACAAGCAAAUGUAAGAAAAUGUAGCACUUCAAUGGGGCUGAGAGUUAGGAUACAUAGGAUGUGCCUAACAUUUUGAUUGGUAAGAAAUGAAUGUGUGUAUGUCUAAAUUUUGUCUUUGUA
Messenger RNA from Malus domestica (apple), 1575 nucleotides. RefSeq lists its product as uncharacterized. NCBI's taxonomy places the organism in Eukaryota, Viridiplantae, Streptophyta, Magnoliopsida, Rosales, Rosaceae. Gene Ontology annotation, molecular function: chromatin binding. The record is from RefSeq and is a predicted model, not a curated record.